Cyprinodon variegatus (sheepshead minnow) is the source of this 1780-nucleotide messenger RNA. It is a transcript of the gene rsph3, whose product is annotated as radial spoke 3 homolog (Chlamydomonas). The transcript has 8 exons. Gene Ontology annotation, cellular component: cilium. The coding region runs from base 117 to 1136 and encodes 339 amino acids. Lineage: Eukaryota; Metazoa; Chordata; Actinopteri; Cyprinodontiformes; Cyprinodontidae. The record is from RefSeq and is a predicted model, not a curated record.
GGUUGCUACAACCGUCGCGGACUUGCCAGCUUUUAAACAAGUUGCUAACUAGCUCAAUUGUAGCGCUAAUUUAAAGCGACUUUCUGCGGAUAAAGGUGCGCGUGGGUUUCUGAAGCAUGGCUCUCCCAUCCUACAACCACAGAGACCCAAACGGAAUGUACACUUUCUCAAGUCGACCCAGACCCGUUGAGGUCCGCUCCAAAUAUAGACCUAGAGAACCAUCGCAAGAACAGACCCAAAGGGAGUAUGGGAAUAUUAAGUAUGAUCGACGGGUCGUCAGAGGAAAUACCGUCAACCAGUCCCUCAUUCCAAGAACUGAUCAAUCAGAUCCUGCUACAAAUGAAAGACAGCAAGCUUUCAGGAGGAGAGCUAUUGCUCGAAGACAGGAAAGGGAUUACUUAAGAACCAAGACUCCUGAAGCUUUGCUGAGUAGACAACAUGUUGAUGUGCAGACAGAUCUUUACCUUGAAGAACUGAGCAAUGUUAUUUCAGCAACAGACAUUGAAUGUCAGACUGAUAAGUUCAUGGAUAAACCGGCAACUCCACUUUUUAUUCCUGCAAAAACCGGGGUAGAUGCUGAAACACAGAUAGAGGAAGGAGAAUUGUUUGACUUUGACCUGGAGGUGCAGCCUGUCUUGGAGGUCCUGGUGGGGAAGACGAUUGAACAGUCUCUUCUGGAAGCGAUGGAGGAGGAGGAGCUGGCCUGCCUGAGGAACCAGCAGAGGAUCUUCCAAGAGCUCCGAAACAAUGAGCUGGCAGAGAUGCAGCGUCUGCAGGAGCAGGAGAGACGCCGCCAAGAGGAGAAAGAGCGUAGAAUUGCCCAACAGAAGGAGGUGCUGAAGAAGGAGCAGGAGACUGUAGAGAAGAUCGCUGCCCAAGCGUUUAGUCAGCAGUACUUGGCUGGGCUCCUCCCUUCAGUUUUCACCUCUCUGAGAAACCAGGGAUAUUUUUAUGACCCUGUGGAAAAAGAUGUUGAGGUUAAUUUCCUCCCAUGGCUCAUGUCUGAGGUCAACAACCAAUUGAAGAAGAGAGACACUGCAAGACAGAUACUGGACAACAUGAUCUAUAAACUAACUCUGGAGAGAAUGGAUGAGUUCAAGCAACUGGAACCCCAACAAGACAGCUCUGACCCAUGAAAAUACCUGCUGAUCAACAAAUGUCCCGAAUCAGAGAUAAACGUCUUAAUAUAAAUGCAGUUCAAAAUAACCAGUUUCUUUCUUUCUUUAUUACACAAUUCCCUGUGAAUUAAAAUGAAUACCUGCAAACAGUGUAUGAUAAGCUCAGGGGACUUUUAUCGUUCUUGGAACAAAAAAUAAAAGAAAAGAACAUAAAUGAUUUUAAAAUUUUAAGUGCCUAAAUAACCUUGCCCCAUUUUACCUCUGGGCUUCUUCACCUCUACUUGCCUCUUUUGUCGCUUAGGUCAGCAGAACAGCAGCUCCUGCUCCUAUUAGGGUUUAGGCGGAAGCUCAGAGGAGCCAGAACCCUCUCUAUCGCUAUGGAAUAGCCUCCCACUGCUAAUUAGGGGGACUCCUUCCCGGAUAAAAUUUUAAAACAGUGCUUAAGUCUUACUUAUUUUCGCUGGCUAUAAGAAUGGCAGGAUUUAGUUGUGACUUGUUUAUUUAUCUUAAACAAAUUCUUAUUAUUGUUCUAUUUUAUAUUUUUAUGCUGUAUUUUAUUCUUUUAUUUUGUUUUAUUAUUUUUAGGUACGUUCAACACUUUGUUUUCAGUUGUAGCUGUUUUGAAGCACUAUACAAAUAAAGAUGAUGAUAGAUAAAUAGCU